This is a messenger RNA of Vanessa tameamea, 1812 nucleotides long. RefSeq names its product aromatic-L-amino-acid decarboxylase-like. Gene Ontology annotation, cellular component: cytoplasm. Gene Ontology annotation, biological process: amino acid metabolic process; catecholamine metabolic process. The transcript has 5 exons. The record is from RefSeq and is a predicted model, not a curated record. Lineage: Eukaryota; Metazoa; Arthropoda; Insecta; Lepidoptera; Nymphalidae. Bases 187 to 1695 code for a protein of 502 amino acids. Gene Ontology annotation, molecular function: pyridoxal phosphate binding; aromatic-L-amino-acid decarboxylase activity.
ACGCGAUCUCACAACCUGUUUUACCAUUGUCUCUCUGAACGCCUCUCGACUUCGAAGUGCCUUCGCUUGUUUUACUUAAUCGAACAUUUUAUCCCUCAUAAUCUUUUUCACUGUAUUCAAUAUUAAAAGUAUUAUACGUAAAGGAAAUUAGGAGUCGUGAUUCAAGUUCAUCAAGUGCACUGCAUUAUGGAUUCCGCCCAAUUCCGCGAGUGCGCUAAAGCGACGAUAGAGAUGUUGAUUGAUUAUUACGAGAAUAUAGAUAAUAGUAACGUUUUACCCUCAGUGGAGCCCGGGUAUCUCAUGAAAUUAUUGCCCGAAAAUGCACCCGAGGAACCUGAGGAUUGGAAAACUGUACUCAAGGACUUCUACGAGAAAGUUUUACCCGGCGUAACGCAUUGGAAUUCUCCACAUUUUCAUGCUUAUUUUCCUAGUGGUUGUUCGUACGCCAGUAUUAUUGGAAACCUUCUUAGUGACGGUUUAGGAAUCAUAGGACUUACCUGGAUGGCGAGUCCAGCGUGCACUGAACUAGAAGUUGUGACCAUGAAUUGGCUUGGUAAGCUGCUAGGAUUACCCGAAGAAUUUUUAAAUUGUUCAGAUGGUCCUGGGGGUGGAGUUAUUCAGGGUUCUGCAAGCGAAGCUACACUUGUUGCUUUAUUAGCAGCUAAAGAUAAAAUGGUUCGUACACUUACGCAAACCAAUCCUGAUUUUGAUCAUGAUAUAUUGAAAACUAAAUUUGUCGCAUAUACGUCAAAUCAGUGCAAUUCUUCUGUAGAAAAGGCCGGUGUACUCGGAUCUAUGAGAAUGAGGCUCUUGAAAAGUGAUCCCAAUGGUAAAUUGCGUGGAGAAACAUUAAAAAAGGCCUUUGAAGAAGACAAGGCGCAAGGUCUAAUACCAUGUUAUGUGGUUGCAAAUUUGGGUACUACAGGAAUAUGCGCCUUCGAUCCCCUCCAUGAGUUGGGACCAGUAUGUAAUGAAGAAAAUGUAUGGUUGCACGUUGACGCUGCUUAUGCUGCAUCAGCAUUUAUAUGUCCAGAAUAUAGACAUUUAAUGAAAGGCGUUGAAUAUGUCAAUUCAUUUGUUGUUAAUGCGCAUAAAUGGCUUCUUGUAAAUUUUGAUUGUUCAGCUAUGUGGGUUAAGGACUGUUAUGACUUGAUCUAUGCUUUUGACGUUCAACGUAUGUAUUUGGACGACUUAAAAACUACAGUAAAAAUACCAGACUACAGACAUUGGCAGAUGCCAUUGGGACGCAGAUUUAGGUCACUUAAAUUAUGGACUGUUCUGAAAAUGUACGGAGCCGAUGGCCUUCGUGAUCAUAUCAGAAAUCAAAUAAACUUAGCACUACAUUUUGCAAAAUUAGUACGUUCGGAUAAUAGAUUUAUCGUCGAACCAGAACCGUCAAUGGGUCUUGUUUGCUUCAGACUUCAAGACGGCGAUAGCAACACGAAAAAAUUACUUGAAAAUUUAAUAGAGAAAAAAAAAUUAUUCAUGGUCGCUUGUACGUUUAGAAAUCGUUAUGUUAUACGAUUUGUAGUAUGCUCCAGACUCACCACAAAAGAACAUAUAGAAACGAGCUGGAAUUUUAUUAAAGAAGAAACGGAUCGUUUGAUGAGUCCAGACAAAAUAAAUCCUAAAUCACAAUCAAUUUCUACAAUCGAUCAUUUUGACAGUAUUCAUAUUUGUGAAAAAUCCAAGUGAAUUUAAUUAAAAUUAGGUUAUAAUAUAAGAUAGUUACACGAGAGCACACGUGGUUUAAAUAAUAUGUGUUAAAUACAAUUUUCAAAUUUUGUUUAUUUAUAACAACUUUUUAAUUCG